AUGGAAGCAGAGCAGCCUCCGGCCAAGAAACGAAACAUGGGAAGAUCAAGAAAAGGUUGUAUGAAAGGUAAAGGUGGUCCAGACAAUGCAACGUGUACUUUCCGCGGAGUUAGGCAACGUACUUGGGGUAAGUGGGUCGCUGAGAUUCGUGAGCCUAACCAUGGCACUCGUCUCUGGCUCGGUACUUUCAAUACUUCGGUAGAAGCCGCCAUGGCUUACGAUGAAGCCGCUAAGAAGCUUUACGGACACGAGGCUAAACUCAACUUGUUGCACCCACAACAACAAAAGCAACAACAAGUAAAUAGGAACUUGUCUUUCUCCGACCACGGGUCUGGUUCUUGGGCUUGUAACACGGCUCGUGGGUUUGAUCUUGGUCUCGGCCCAUCAAGUGGGUCUCGCAGUUCGUGGUCAGGGGGUUUUAGUUUUAUACAAGAUGAUGAUAAAACUACAAGUGAGUCUAGCGUUUCUUGGUUAUUACCAAAACGAAGUGAUUUACAAGAGCAAGAAAGCGUUAAUGCUGCGAGUGGCUUGAAACCGAAGAGCUUGGUGAAAACUCCUGAUUAUGGAUUAUCAAAUGGUGUUUGCUCUAGGUUUCUUGUGGGUCAAGAAAAGAAGAUGGGAUAUGAUGUGUCAUCAUCGUGUGGCUCAUCAGACAAUAAGGAGAGUAUCUUGGUCCCUAGUUGCGGUGGCGACGGAGAAGUGAUGCAUAGGCCGGAGGUGGAGGAGGGGACAGGGUAUUUGGAGACGGAUGACCUUUUGGAGAUUGAUGAUUUGGGUUUGUUGAUAGGGCAAAAUGGAGAUUUCAAGAAUUGGUGUUGUGAUGAGUUUCAACAUCCAUGGAAUUGGUUCUGA
Eruca vesicaria subsp. sativa (arugula) is the source of this 852-nucleotide messenger RNA. NCBI's taxonomy places the organism in Eukaryota, Viridiplantae, Streptophyta, Magnoliopsida, Brassicales, Brassicaceae. The record is from the annotation of a GenBank genome assembly.